AUGGUGGCUAAUCUGUUCAAGAGCUUAAUUUUACCGUACAUAUACAAGCUUUGCAAAGGAAUGUUCACAAAGAAACUGGGAAAUACAACCAAAAAAAAGCAGAACCGUCAGCAGAAAAAAGAGCAAGCUUUUCCUACCGCUGGCCAGACCCAAACGCCCACAUUUUCUAAUACUUUGAAGAGCACCGUGAAGAGGCUUGCGAAGCGCUCCGCCGCCCGCAGCCCGCCCGCGCAGGGCGCCGAGGGGAGCCAGGACUUCGCCCUGUCCCCGACGCUCAGUUACCGCGCGGCGAUCGCCAACGGGCUGCGGAGGGGCGUCCGCGCGGCCGCCACCGACCAUGCGGGUCUGCCCGCGGAGCUCUCCUCCGCAGAGAGCUCUUACGCGGAAUCUCUGAGCGAGCUGCGGCGCAGCGCCGAGGAGCCCGUGCACCCCGCGCACCCCGCGCACCCCGCGCACCCCGCGCACCCCGCGUGCGCCAUGCCCGUGGGCCGGAGCAGGAAGAGCUCCAGCAGCCUGGCGCCCUCCGAGGGCAGCUCCGACGGCGAGCGCACGCUGCACGGCCUGAAGCUGGGCGCUCUGAGGAAGCUCCGCAAGUGGAAGAAGAGCCAGGACUGUGUCUCCUCAGACCCCGAGCUGAGCACCGUGAAGAGAGCCUGGGGGAUAAGGAGCAAGUCUCUGGACAGGACGGCCCGCCGCCCCGAGACGCCGGCCCUGGAGCCCGGCUUCAGCUCCUCGGGCUGCCUGCGACACACGCACGAUGUCAUGGAGAUGAUCUUCAAGGAGCUGCAGGGCAUCAGCCAGAUCGAGACGGAGCUGUCGGAGCUGCGCGGCCACGUGGACGCCCUGCGGCUCUCCAUCGACGAGAUCUCCAGCAGUGUGGAGGUGGUGCAGAGCGAGAUCGAGCAGCUGCGGACGGGCUUCGUGCAGUCCCGGAGGGAGACCAGGGACAUCCACGACUACAUCCGGUGCCUGGGCCACGCGGGCAGCAAGGCCAGCCUGAGGUUCUUAAACGUGCCCGAGGAGCGGCUGGAGCACGUCGACAGCCUGGUGUACCAGAUUCUAACGGACAAAAUGGGCUUCUCAGAUGCAUUCAGCACCGUCAAAAUCGAGUUUGCUCAGAGAGUGGGGCACCAAAGGGACUGUCCCAAUGCCAAGCCUCGGCCCAUACUCGUGUACUUUGAAACCCCUCAGCAGAGGGAUUCUGUCUUAAAAAAAUCUUACAAACUCAAAGGAACGGGCAUCGGCAUCUCAACAGAUAUUCUGACUUACGAUAUCAGAGAGAGGAAAGAGAAAGGCAUCCCGACCUCUCAGACCUACGAAAGCAUGGACAUGCAGCUGUCUAUUCCUGAGCCCAAAGUGUGGAGGAACAGCUGGCGUGCACCUGGUGACAGCGACACGGAGCUGGAAUCUGGGCUUGCUGGGGACGGCCGUGCUGCGCCUCGCAGGCCGGAGCCCACAGCCAAGGGGAGUGCUUCCAAGCCGAGUUCGAAAUCACACAGUGCUCGAUCCAAGAAUAAAACUGUGAAUGGCAGCAGAAUUUCAAACAAACCAGACCCCGAGCGAAGCUCUUCACAGUUGCCAGAAUCAAAUAACUUGGAAAAGCACACCGCAGCCCCGCAUGCAGGUGCCACGCCCCUCUGGCAUUCGCAGAGUGAUUUUUUCACUGCUAAACUCAGUCGCUCUGAGUCAGAUUUUUCCAAAUUAUGUCAGUCUUACUCAGAAGAUUUUUCAGAAAACCAGACUUUUGCUAGAACUAACGGGAGUUCCCUCCUGUCCUCCUCAGACAGGGAGCUGUGGCAGAGGAAACAAGACGGCGUGCUGGCAGGGUGCACGGGCCCUCAGGACCAGCACCUGGGUGGGAGUCCCCCGGGGGUGCAGGCCCUCGGGGAGCUUCAGAACGCAGACACUGUGGACAGUGGUAUGAGCAACAGUGUGGUGUGUGCCUCUGUGGACCGGAGCCAUUACAGUGACUCGCAGCUCUCUCUCCAGGAGGACCUCUCUCCCUGGAAGGAAUGGGAUCAAGCAGAACAAGGAACUGAUUUAGGCCUGGAUUCGUCCACCCGGGAUGCUUUUGACUACGACACAAACAGCCUGUCUGAACAGCAGAUGGACGUCUUUGGUAAAGACCUAGAUGACCUCGGAAAGUGCCACAGCGACCUCCAAGAUGACUCUGAGAGCUUUGAUUUAACCCAAGAUGACAAUUCAUCCCCAUGCCCUGGGCUGGAUAAUGAGCCCCAAGGUCAGUGGGCUGGCCAGUGUGAUUCUUACCAGGAAGCUAAUUCCAACGAGCUGUACCAGAACCAGAGCCAGUUGUCCAUGAUGUACCGAAGUCAGAGGGAAUUGCAAAGUGAUGAUUCCGAGGAUGCCCCACCCAAGCCUUGGCACAGCCGAUUAAGCAUUGAUCUUUCUGACAAGACUUUCAGCUUCCCCAAAUUUGGGUCUACGCUGCAGAGGGCAAAAUCAGCCUUGGAAGUUGUGUGGAACAAAAGCACACAGAGUCUCAGUGGGUGCGACGACAGUGGCUCCUCCCUCACGGGGAGAUUCCGGACACUGUCCCAAUCCACCGCAAAUGAGUCCAGCACCACCCUUGACUCAGAGAUCUACACUGAGUCCUAUUACUACAAAGCGGAUGAGGAGGAGGAGGAGGAGGAGGAGGAGGAGGAGGGCUACAGCGAGCCCAUGGUGGAUGACGAAACCGAUUAUGUGGAAGUGAUGGAACAAGUCCUUGCCAAGCUGGAAAACAGGACUAGUGUGACCGAAAUGGAUGAACCCAUGCAGGAGUAUGAGCCCCCUUUGUAUGAGACGCCGUAUGAAACCCCACAGGACGAGGGUUCCGAGGGGCAGGGAGAAGAGGUGGCUGGGGAAGGGGAGCUAGAACCUGAAACUGAGCCAGCAGCUGAGAUGCAAAUGCUGGAAGAUGAAAACCAAAACGUCCCUGAACUGCCAGUGGAAGCCACAAAGCCGAAGAGAGUCCGUCCCUCUUUCAAAGAAGCGGUGCUGCGGGCCUAUAAGAAGCAGAUGGCAGAACUGGAAGCGAAGGCCCUGGCCGGAGAUAGCAGUGCUGCGGAUGAAAAGGCUCGAAUAGUAAGUGGCAGUGGGUCGAAGGCACCCGGACUCUCUGCGCUCCAGGCUUUCGGGGGGGCCGGCUGGGGCCUGUACGGAAUCGACAGCAUGCCCGACCUCCGCAGGAAGAAAACACUGCCGAUUGUUCGCGAUGUGGCCAUGACCCUGGCUGCACGGAAGUCCGGCCUCUCCCUGGCUAUGGUCAUUAGGACGUCGCUAAACAACGAGGAGCUGAAGAUGCAUGUCUUCAAGAAGACCCUGCAGGCGCUGAUCUACCCCAUGUCCUACACCACACCACAUACCUUCGAGGUGUGGACGGCCACCACGCCCACCUACUGCUACGAGUGUGAGGGGCUGCUGUGGGGCAUCGCGCGCCAGGGCAUGCGCUGCUCCGAGUGUGGCGUCAAGUGCCACGAGAAGUGCCAGGACCUGCUCAACGCCGACUGCCUGCAGCGAGCUGCUGAAAAGAGCUCGAAGCACGGCGCUGAGGACAAGACGCAGACCAUCAUCACAGCCAUGAAGGAGAGAAUGAAGAUCAGGGAGAAAAACAGGCCCGAGGUGUUUGAAGUCAUUCAGGAAAUGUUUCAGAUUCCUAAAGAAGACUUCGUGCAGUACACAAAGGCAGCCAAGCAGAGUGUGUUGGACGGGACGUCUAAGUGGUCUGCAAAAAUAACCAUUACAGUGGUGUCUGCCCAAGGCUUGCAAGCAAAGGACAAGACAGGGUCGAGCGACCCCUACGUGACAGUCCAGGUUGGGAAAAACAAGAGGAGAACUAGAACCAUCUUCGGAAACCUGAAUCCAGUGUGGGACGAGAAGUUUUACUUUGAGUGUCAUAACUCCACAGACCGGAUCAAGGUCCGAGUGUGGGAUGAAGAUGACGACAUCAAGUCCCGGGUGAAGCAGCACUUCAAGAAGGAGUCCGACGAUUUCCUGGGACAGACGAUCGUGGAAGUGAGGACCCUGAGUGGGGAGAUGGACGUCUGGUACAACCUCGAGAAACGGACGGAUAAAUCAGCUGUGUCUGGGGCCAUUCGGUUAAAAAUCAAUGUGGAAAUAAAAGGAGAGGAGAAGGUCGCUCCAUACCAUGUGCAGUACACAUGCCUACACGAGAAUCUCUUCCAUUACCUGACGGAAGUGAGGUCUCAUGGCAGCGUGCAAAUCCCAGAGGUCAAAGGAGAUGAAGCCUGGAAGGUCUUCUUUGAUGAUGCAUCCCAGGAAAUAGUCGAUGAGUUCGCCACGCGGUACGGGGUCGAGUCCAUUUAUCAGGCCAUGACGCACUUUUCAUGCCUGUCUUCCAAGUACACAUGUGCGGGCGUCCCCGCCGUCAUGAGCACCUUGCUGGCCAACAUCAACGCCUUCUACGCACAUGCGGCUGUGUCCACCAAUGUGCAAGUGUCCGCCUCUGAUCGCUUUGCCGCCACCAACUUUGGCAGGGAAAAAUUCAUAAAGCUGCUGGACCAGUUGCACAACUCUCUAAGGAUUGACCUGUCGAAGUACCGGGAAAACUUUCCUGCCAGCAACAGCGAGAGGCUGCAGGACCUCAAGUCCACGGUGGACCUGCUCACGAGCAUCGCUUUCUUCAGGAUGAAGGUCCUGGAGCUGCAGAGCCCGCCGCGGGCCAGCGUGGUGGUGAAGGACUGCGUCCGCGCCUGCCUGGACGCCACCUACAAGUACAUCUUCGACAACUGCCACGAACUCUACCUCCAGCUCACAGACCCGAGCAGGAAGCAGGAUGCACCUCGGGAUGACCAGGGCCCGAACACCAAGAGCCUGGACUUCUGGCCGCAGCUGAUCACGCUGAUGGUGACGAUCAUCGACGAGGACAAGACGGCCUACACGCCUGUGCUGAACCAGUUUCCUCAGGAGCUCAACAUGGGGAAGAUAAGCGCUGAGAUCAUGUGGACUCUCUUUGCGCUCGAUAUGAAGUACGCGCUGGAAGAACACGAGAAGCAGCGGUUGUGCAAGAGCACCGACUAUAUGAAUUUGCACUUCAAAGUGAAAUGGUUUUAUAAUGAGUACGUGCGCGAGCUUCCUGCCUUCAAGGACGCGGUGCCCGAGUACUCCCUGUGGUUCGAGCCUUUCGUCAUGCAGUGGCUGGAUGAGAACGAGGACGUGUCCAUGGAGUUCCUGCACGGAGCGCUGGGAAGAGACAAAAAGGAUGGAUUCCAGCAGACAUCUGACCACGCACUCUUCUCCUGCUCUGUGGUUGACGUCUUUGCUCAGCUGAACCAGAGCUUUGAGAUUAUUAAGAAGCUGGAAUGCCCUAACCCUGAAGCACUGUCUCACCUGAUGCGAAGAUUCGCAAAGACCAUCAACAAGGUGCUGGUCCAGUACGCUGCGAUUGUGUCCAGCGACUUCAGCUCAUACUGCGGCAAGGAGAACGUGCCCUGCAUCUUGAUGAACAACAUCCAACAGUUGCGCGUCCAGCUGGAAAAGAUGUUCGAGUCCAUGGGAGGUAAAGAGCUGGACCCAGAAGCGAGCACUAUUCUGAAGGAGCUUCAAGUGAAACUCAGUGGGGUGCUGGAUGGGCUCAGCAUCACCUACGGAGAGAGUUUUCAGCUUGUAAUCGAAGAGUGUGUAAAGCAGAUGAGCGUUGAGCUCCAGCAAAUGAGAGCAAAUGGAAACACUGUGUCCAACAAGAACAGCGCUGCCCUGGAUGCGGCGAUCGUGCUGCGGCCUCUCAUGGACUUCUUAGACAAAACACUAAGUCUCUCGGCCAGAAUCUGUGAGAAGACAGUGCUGAAGCGAGUCCUGAAAGGGCUGUGGAAGCUGGUUCUCAACAAAAUGGAGAAACAGAUUGUCCUCCCUCCCUUGACAGACCAAACAGGUCCUCAGAUGAUUUUCAUCACAGCCAAAGACCUGGGACAGUUAUCCAAACUGAAGGAGCACAUGAUUCGCGAGGAUGCCAAGGGCCUGACACCCAGGCAGUGUGCCAUCGUGGAGGAGGUGCUGGCCACCAUCAAGCACUACUUCCACGCAGGCGGAAGUGGCCUGAAGAAGAGCUUCUUGGAGAAGAGCGCAGACCUCCAGUCUCUGAAGUAUGCCCUCAGUCUGUACACCCAGAGCACGGAUGCCUUGGUGAAGAAGUUCAUCGACACUCAGACGUCGCAGAGCUGCUCCCCCAAGGACGCCGUGGGCCAGAUCUCUGUCCACGUGGACAUCACAGCCACUCCAGGCACUGGCGAGCACAAGGUCACCGUGAAAGUGAUCGCCAUCAGUGACCUGCACUGGCAGACCACCGCGAUGUUCCGGCCCUUUGUGGAAGUCUGCAUGCUAGGCCCCAACCUUGGGGACAAGAAGAGAAAGCAAGGCACGAAGACCAAGAGCAACACAUGGUCUCCCAAGUACAACGAGACCUUCCAGUUCACGCUGGGCAAGGACAGCCGGCCAGCGGCCUGCGAGCUGCACCUGGCGGUGAGGGACUACUGCUUCGCCCGCGAGGACCGCGUGGUGGGCAUGACCGUGAUCCGGCUGCAGCCCAUCGCCGAGAAGGGCAGCCACGGGGCGUGGUACCCACUUCUGAGAAGCCUCUCGGUGGACGAGACAGGCCUGACCAUCCUUCGAAUACUUUCCCAGAGGACGGGCGAUGAGGUGGCGAAGGAAUUCGUAAGACUGAAGUCUGAAACAAGGGCCGCUGACGAGAGCGCUUGAGGCAAGGCAGCAGCCUCCCCUGGCGACUCGCGACUCACACAGCCGCUGCAUGCGUGUGCACGCCUGGAAUGUCACCUCGCUGUGCGUCGUGUCGCCGCCUACUCCAGUGCCAAGGGCGUGUGCUGCCGGCCCAACUGGUAUGCCAUCUCCGGUCCUUUGCAAAGUAAAUGCUCCACAAAGUGCCAAAAUUAUGCUGUGAAGUGAGCUGUCACGGUGUCUUAGACCUGUUUCUUCCACUCAUCACUUCCUCGCCCACAAAACAAACUGCAGCAAGACUUUGCGUUCAGCCUUCCCUUGUCCCUGCGAGGUUAGUUACGCCGCCUCCCCGGGAAGCAUUGUUACUCAAACUCUGUUUUCUUUAGCCGUAUGUUCACUGUAGACAUGUCACCCACACCCUUUUCUACCAUAAUAGAGAUGCGCUGACUUGUAGAGAGUGUUUGUAAUUUUAUAGACCCAGAUAUAUUGUGAUGAUUUUUGCAUAAAAUUGAAAUAGAAAAGGUGGGAAAUGUUCUGUGUUGCCCAAUUUCCAGCCUUUCUGAAAUAUCACUGUGAAGCAACACUAACAAAGCAAAUUUACACCAAGCAGUCACGAGUAGUUUGUUAGCAUUUGAUAUAUCAACAAAACUAUGUCCUUUAAAACUGCCAAGGUCACGUCACUUUCUCAGGCAGCUGAGCUGACGCGGCUGCGGUGCGGUGCGGCUCGGCUUCCCGGCCCACUCGCCUGCCUCCUUCAUGGGAAGGAGAAGACCAGGGUUUGCAAACAGAAGGAAGAUCCAGUUCUCUGGAUGCGCUACUACCUGGAUGCGUCACUCUAUCAUUAGCGCUCGCCUCCAGCGGUUGUGACUAUCUCCUUAUUUGCUUAACUCCAUAAUCAGUUGUGUUUCUUUUAAAAAAUAUUCAACAAUUUAUGCCGAAUGCAACCUUAGUCUACGCCACACUGAAGUCAAAAGUGAUACCUCCCUCUAUCUUGUGAAAACUAUAAACUCCAGAGAAACUGCUUACAAUUUUGUAAUUUAUGUUACUUAAGAGCCCCAAAUGCAUCAGAUAUGAUAGAAAACCACAGAGCUUAGUGCACAAAAUAUACCUGGGCUGGUGUUGGACCAUGAGACAGUUGAUGCUUCACAUUUUCUGGAUUUUCAUGGU
Octodon degus (degu) is the source of this 7857-nucleotide messenger RNA. It is a transcript of the gene Unc13c, whose product is annotated as unc-13 homolog C. Gene Ontology annotation, biological process: synaptic vesicle priming; dense core granule priming; synaptic transmission, glutamatergic. Gene Ontology annotation, cellular component: neuromuscular junction; plasma membrane; presynaptic active zone cytoplasmic component. The record is from RefSeq and is a predicted model, not a curated record. The coding region runs from base 1 to 6714 and encodes 2237 amino acids. Gene Ontology annotation, molecular function: diacylglycerol binding; phospholipid binding; syntaxin-1 binding. The transcript has 32 exons. Lineage: Eukaryota; Metazoa; Chordata; Mammalia; Rodentia; Octodontidae.